UAAUCCCUUAUGAGUUAUGAGAACGAGGGUAACGAAAGAAGGUCCUGGCGGCGGAUCCAGGUACUGAAACUGAGACAUAACAUAACACACAGUGUCGUACAAUGCAUAUCCCUGAUACUUAAAUCUAACGGUUAUUAUGAAACCUAUAUCAUUUAAUCUAACGGUUAUCCCUUCAACCGCGUUUACGAAGCCAACCCAAUGAAUCCUUCAUCCUCUUAUACCCUCCUUGCCGCGCCCUCUUUUCUCUCUCUUACUCUCAUUCUCCAGAUUCACCCUUUCUCUCUCUAAAACCGUUCUUUCUUUCUUUGUUCUUCACCAUUUUCAGUUAUAGAGAGAGAAAGAAAGAGAGAACAAACAACCGUUGAUUUAUAACGAUGCAACAAUCAAACGGUUCUGAUUCAUCCACGCAACCGGAGACCAACAAACAACGGCAACAUACACCGCAACCGGUUGCGCUACCACAACAGUGGGUUCCGAUGCAGUAUCCAACGGCGAUGGUAAUGCCACAUCAUAUGAUGCCACAUCAGCAUUACGCGCCGCCGCCUUAUGUUCCUUAUCAUCACCAUCAUCACCACCAGUAUCAGCAACCGUUGCACGUGCCACAUCAGCAGCAUCAGAAUCAUCAACAACAACAACAACAACAUGGAUCCAAUGGUGAAAAUAAGACUCUGUGGAUUGGUGAUUUACAUAGCUGGAUGGAUGAAAAUUAUCUUCAUCGCUGUUUUGCUUCCACCGGCGAGAUUUCCUCCAUCAAGGUUAUUCGCAAUAAGCACAGUGGUAUUUCAGAGGGUUAUGGAUUUGUGGAAUUUUUUUCACAUGCUACAGCUGAGAAAGUUUUACAGAAUUAUACUGGAAUUUUGAUGCCAAAUGCUGAACAAAUGUUCCGUUUGAACUGGGCUACAUUUAGCACAGGAGACAAGGGUUCAGAUAAUGUUACUGAUCUUUCUAUUUUUGUAGGAGAUUUAGCUGCUGAUGUUACAGAUAGCGUAUUGCAUGAAACUUUUGCUAGUUCAUAUCCUUCUGUUAAAGCUGCAAAGGUUGUUUAUGAUGCCAAUACUGGCCGUUCAAAGGGCUAUGGAUUUGUCAGGUUUGGAGAUGAAAACGAGAGAUCUCAGGCCAUGACUCAAAUGAAUGGUGUUUACUGUUCUAGCAGGCCCAUGCGUAUCGGUGCUGCAACUCCAAGGAAAUCAUCUGGUCAUCAACAAGGAGGCCAGUCAAAUGGCACAUCCAGCCAAUCUGAAGCAGAUUCUACAAACACAACUAUAUUUGUUGGAGGACUCGACCCUAAUGUUUCAGAUGAAGAUCUUAGGCAGACAUUCUCCCAGUAUGGUGAGAUAGCAUCUGUUAAGAUACCUGUUGGAAAGGGCUGUGGUUUUGUGCAAUUUGCAAACAGAAAUAAUGCUGAAGAGGCUUUGCAGAAGCUAAAUGGGACAAUGAUCGGCAAGCAAACCGUUCGUCUCUCUUGGGGCCGCAAUCCAGCAAAUAAACAGCUUAGGUUUGAUUUCGGAAGCUGGGCUGGGCCAUAUUUUCCAUCCCCUAUUUAUGACGGAUACGGAUAUGCAAUGCCUUCUCCUCAUCAUGAUCCAAGCACGUACCCUCUAGCUUAUGGAGGUUACCCCAUUUAUGGAGGCCACCAACAACAAGUAAGCUGAUUGAAGUGCAUUGCAGGAGUAGGACUCACAACAAGUUACAGCGAGAUCACUUGAACGAGCAAAUCAUCUAUUCUCAUAUGUAACUUGUUUUAUUUGUCGAGUUCUUAAAGAAUCCCUCCUAAUUGUGGAGUGGAGCUGAAUUUUGAUAACACGAGCUAGAACUGUAGGGGUUCAAUUAAUCGUUAUUUUAGACUUGUAGGAUUAAUUUCUACCAAAAGAAGACUUCUAGGAGUAAUGAUUAUUGAGGAAUUUGGAACUUAAUUAUCGGAAUAAUUUUCUUAACGGUGUGUGCUUGAUUGAAAUUUUA
Messenger RNA from Trifolium pratense (red clover), 1959 nucleotides. Its product is annotated as polyadenylate-binding protein RBP47C-like. Gene Ontology annotation, cellular component: cytosol. NCBI's taxonomy places the organism in Eukaryota, Viridiplantae, Streptophyta, Magnoliopsida, Fabales, Fabaceae. The transcript is spliced from 6 exons. The record is from RefSeq and is a predicted model, not a curated record. Bases 375 to 1652 code for a protein of 425 amino acids. Gene Ontology annotation, molecular function: mRNA binding.